Molecule: messenger RNA, 360 nt
Organism: Fraxinus pennsylvanica
Lineage: Eukaryota; Viridiplantae; Streptophyta; Magnoliopsida; Lamiales; Oleaceae
Source: the annotation of a GenBank genome assembly
AUGGCAUGUGACAAACCAUGGUUCGAUCACCUAGUGGAUCGUACUGGCGAUUGUUUCUGCUGGGGACUCGUUCUCGGGUCGGCUUAUGACAUGUUGAAAGGCAUGCGCAACUCCCUUAAAGGAGAGCGCCUCAUCUGGGGCUCGCAAGCUGUACGCAUGAGUGCAACCGGUGCUAGCUGCUGUGCCGCCUAUGGUGGUCUUUCUUCUGUCUUCAAGAGUUCUAUGAUAUAUGUAAGGCAGAAGGAUGAUCCAUGGAAUUCCAUCCUCCCUGAGGCCGCUGCCUCCGGAUUCCUCAAGAUAGCCAAGGCCUUGGCCCGGCUUCACGCACGGCUCUCAUUUUUGGCUUGGGAAUGGCACUAG